This is a messenger RNA of Dalotia coriaria, 12271 nucleotides long. It is a transcript of the gene Dhc16F, whose product is annotated as Dynein heavy chain at 16F. Gene Ontology annotation, biological process: microtubule-based movement. The coding region runs from base 1 to 12198 and encodes 4065 amino acids. The record is from RefSeq and is a predicted model, not a curated record. The transcript is spliced from 20 exons. Gene Ontology annotation, cellular component: dynein complex. Lineage: Eukaryota; Metazoa; Arthropoda; Insecta; Coleoptera; Staphylinidae. Gene Ontology annotation, molecular function: ATP hydrolysis activity; dynein intermediate chain binding; ATP binding.
AUGGACAGCGAUUCCAGCAGUGACAGCCAGCUGGAUCCGGUGGCGGCUUCGGCUCGACGUCGGCGUUCGAUGCCCAUCGUAAUGCUCGCCGAAAUGGAUGCUGAACAGAAUCACGUCUGCGUUCCACCAAGGGAAUACAAAAGAAAUGCGCGCGCUAUUCCCUUCCACAUUCCACAUCGUAAUGUUUUGGAAAAGUACGAAGGACCACCGCCAGAGCCACCAGAGCCAUUGUCUGGUUUUCGCGAUUGUCAGAGACGACUUAUUCGCAGUAGGAAAACAGAGUUGAAACCAAUUGAACCAGUGCCGAGUCGUUCAUUGCUAGCAAAAGCAACUGCAUACUCACAUCCUACAGACAAAGAAUUUGACACUUAUGAUAUUGUGUUACCUCAUUAUAAAGUUCCUGAUGUCGUUGAGCAAAACCAAUUGAUUGAAAGUUUACGCUCCGGCAAAAUCGUCGGUUUUGUUUAUUUAAUAUUUGCUGUUACAAGAUCAUCGGAGCAUUACACUCCUUACGCUCUUAGAAUGGUACCUUAUGAACAAAUUGAUCAGAAAUAUUUCAUCACAAUGAGCGCCCACGGCGUAUUACAAUGUUCCUCCGGUGAACAAGUGUUUACAUCUUUGAACAAAUGGCAAAAGGAGUACAAUAUGUAUUGCCGAUUAAUGCGAUUCAAAUCAUUCUUCAAUUUUCGUAAAUGGAAAGCGUUUUAUAGUUGGAGGAAGAUUAUCUCAUAUGACAAGUUUCAAUCAGCUGGUGAUUUCUUAACGGACAAUUUAUUUAUUUUGAAUCCAUUACUAAGAAACGCAGUAUUAAUCAUUCGUGAAAUGGUACAUAAACUAGCGUAUAGUACAUUCACAAACGUGACUUACAUAGAAAAUCAACAUAUUUUCUAUUUCAACGAACUUCAACUCGAGAAAAAGGAUAAUUUAGCCACCAGUUUACGACAAUUCCGUAGUGUUGUGGCAGAAAUUGUGUCAAACGCUUGCCAUGGUGCCUUAUUAGAGAAAGGAUUUAUUGUUGAUGAGUCAACUGUAGAGCAAACACGCAGAACACGUGAGAAAAAGGCUAAAACUUCGUAUAUUGAACAAGCUAACAAGAGGAAGUUUUCAAUGCGUUUGUGCUGCUUCAUUAUAUUUAUAGAUUAUAUAAUGCUUGAUAUGUUACAUCACGUUAUAAUAAACACCAUGGAAGAGUUGCUGUGGAUUCUGGAACAACAUAUUCCGUUUGUACCUAGUGAAGAAGCUCUUAAUGAUCUAAGCUUAAUCAAUAUUGAUAUUCAAAGACCAGAUGUUUCAUACCAACAACCCUUUAUUAUUGUUGAUGUAUUUAUUAAACCUGGUUUGAUUUAUUUCUGGCCCAAUUUAGAUGUAAUUACAAAAGUGUUUCGUGAUUUGGAAGCUUAUUGGUAUGAUGUUGUCCUUGGCUUGAAGCCAUUUAUUGCUGAUAAAUUGUACACAGCUUUUACAAGACCCAUAAUCAACGGUAAGAAAGAAGAUCGUAUUUGUGGCUAUGGCCCGGAAUUAUUCUUCUUUCUCGAAGAUAAUUUAUACUUGCAUGAGAUUCGCGGUAAAAUCUAUGAUCAUCUUGAGAGUAAUUAUAUUAUUGCCGAGAAAUAUUUGCUAAAGUUGUAUAAAAUCAAAGAGUUUUAUACUGAGGACGCUAUGACUGAGGAAGCAACCAUUGAAGAAGAACGUGAAUUGGAAAAGUUCCGUAAUAUGUGUUUAAGAUACAAUGAAGAACUUGCUACUAUAGAAAGUUUAUGGGAUUGGCAACCUAUGGGACUAUAUUAUCUUCAAAUGAUUGAAUUUAAAGGUUUAGCUUCGCCAGAACCCAAUAGAUUGAUUGGUAUAAUUGAACGUGUGAUGCCAUCUAUUGGUAAAGAAAAAGUAGAUUACUUAAUGGAAGAAGUAGACAAAGCGCAACUAUUUUUGGAAACUGAACCAACAUCAACUAUUGAAUAUGUUGCGUAUCUUGAAUUUAUUGAUUCGGCACAAAUAAAGGCUGAUGAUUUAGAAGUCGUAUUAGAUUAUUGCAAAGAUUUGUAUGAUAUUACGGAGGAAUUUAAAAUUCCGGUGCCAGUCAAUGAUAUGAACAACUAUUUGGGUCUCAGUGUAACCAUGGGUGUACUGCGUAACUUGAUCGAUAGGAAGAUUGAAGAACGCGAUAAGAUUAUUGUUCGAUUUAAUGCCAAAAUGAAUAAGGAUAUCAGUUUACUUAUUGAGGAGAUUGGAAAGAUUAAAACUGAUUGUUCGCAAGAAUGGUUAUAUGACUCUGAAUCAAACAUUGCCGAAGUUACUGCUUACUUAAAUGAACUGUAUGAAAACCUUAUGGAUUGUUUAAGACGUGCCAAUGAGUACAAAUCAUACCAAAAGCAAUUUAGGUUGGAAGUUACUAGGUUUGACAUGUUGGAAGAAGUGUUAAAUGAUGUCAAGUUACGAAUGCUUCUCUGGGAGAGUGUUGGUGGCUGGGCCGAUCAAGUUAAUGAAUGGUACGAGGUCGACUUCAAUACUCUUAAUGUGGAUGAUAUGAACUUGUUCACUGCGAAAAAUAUGAAGAAUAUCACACAAUUAGAAAAAGGUUUACCUAAAAAUUUGGUUGUGCCUGAAUUGAAAGAAUCUGUAGAACAGAUUAAAGAUAAACUCCCUGUUAUUACCUACCUGAGAAAUCCCGCGCUGCGACAUCGGCAUUGGAUGAUGAUUGAAAAUUUGCUCAAUUACAAAUUUAAAGUUGACGAAACGCUUACUUUGGAACUGUUGGAAUCGUUGAAAGUUUUUAGUUUUCCUGAGGAGUUAAUGGAGAUUUCUGGACAGGCUAGUAGUGAAUACAGUCUGGAGAUGCUUUUGAAGAAAGUUGAAGAAAACUGGAAGGCGUUAGAGUUUCCUAUUAUUCAACAUCGUGAUGCUAAGGAUGCGUAUAUUUUGGGUUCAUUGGAAGAAGUGCAAGCGAUCUUGGAUGAUAGUAAUAUUAAUAUUAUUACUAUUGCAAGCUCUAGACAUGUGGGACCUAUUAAAGCAAGGGUUGAUGAAUGGCUUCGAGUGUUGGAUUUGUUUGGAAGGAUAAUGGAUGAGUGGCAAUUAUGUCAACAAAGUUGGAUUUACUUGGAAGUUAUCUUUUCUGCUCCUGAUAUUCAAAGACAACUUCCAAAUGAAGCAAAAAUGUUUUUAAUUGUUGAUAAAGCCUUUAAAGAAGUUAUGCGGAGAACGGCCAAGAAUCCUAUGGCGAUUGAAGCAGUUAGUUAUCCAGAUUUGUUGGAGAUAUUCCAGAAAAACAAUGAAUUACUGGAACAAAUCAUGAAAUGUCUGGAAUCUUAUUUGGAGACAAAAAGAGUUGCGUUUCCACGUUUUUACUUUUUAUCAAAUGAUGAGUUAUUGGACAUUCUCGCGCAGACAAGAAAUCCACACGCCGUACAACCACAUCUACGCAAGUGUUUUGAUGCUAUUUCAAAGUUAGAAUUUGGAGUGAAAACUGCAACUGAAGGAGAGGAUGGUGAAAUUGUCGAAUCUGCAACACCAAUUUUGACUACAGAUAUUGUAGCGAUGAUAUCGCCUGAAGGUGAAAGAGUUGCUCUUGGAAAAGGUCUGAAAGCAAGAGGCAAUGUGGAAGACUGGCUUGGAAAAGUUGAAGACAAUAUGUUUGUGUCCCUACGUAAAUUGAUGAAGGGUUCUAUGUAUGACUACAUGUCGCGUACACGUGAAGCUUGGUGUUUGGAUCAUCCUAAUCAGAUUGUUCUCAUUGUUUCACAAAUAAUGUGGGCACGAAAUGUUCAUGCUAUUUUUGAUUAUUCCAAGGACAAAACUGUUGACAUGCAAGAAUUUGAACAGAAAAAUAUUCAGGAUUUGAACAAACUUGCUGGUUUGAUUCGUACUGAUUUGAACAAAAUAACAAGAAAAGUUUUGAUUGCAUUGAUAACGAUUGAUGUGCACGCUAGGGAUACCAUCACACAAAUGGUUAAAAACAAUGUUACAAAUGGAAAUAAUUUCAACUGGUUAAAGAUGUUACGUUAUUACUGGAUGGAAAACAUUGACAAUUGUGUUGCGAAGAUGUCUAGCGCAUCGUAUGUCUACGGUUAUGAAUAUUUAGGAGCAUCGGGCGUCUUGGUCAUUACACCAUUAACAGAUAAAUGUUAUCUUUGCCUGAUGGGUGCUUUGCAAUUGGACUUAGGAGGAGCGCCAGCAGGUCCGGCUGGUACCGGUAAAACCGAAACAACAAAAGAUUUGGCUAAAGCGUUAGCCAUUCAAUGCGUAGUUUUCAAUUGCUCGGAGGGAUUAGAUUACAAGAUGAUGGGACGAUUCUUUUCUGGUUUGGCCCAAUCUGGUGCUUGGUGUUGUUUUGAUGAGUUCAAUCGGAUUGAUAUUGAAGUCUUGUCGGUGAUUGCUCAACAGUUGAUUACUAUUCGAAAUGCAAAAGCUGCAAAACUCAACAGAUUUAUGUUUGAGGGACGUGAAAUUAAAUUGGUACAUCAAUGCGCAGCUUUUAUCACGAUGAAUCCUGGUUACGCAGGAAGAACUGAAUUACCCGAUAAUUUAAAAGCACUAUUUAGACCAAUAUCUAUGAUGGUGCCUGAUUAUGCACUUAUUGCUGAAGUAACACUGUAUUCCGAAGGCUUUGAAUCUUCAAAAGUCCUCUCAUAUAAAAUGGUCCAAAUGUAUAAACUCUGCAGUGAACAAUUAUCUCAACAAGAUCAUUAUGAUUUCGGUAUGCGUGCUGUUAAAAGUGUUCUUGUAAUGGCCGGCGCCUUGAAACGUGCCAGCCCCGACCGCAAUGAAGAUGUUGUUUUGAUUUGUGCUCUACGAGACAGUAAUUUACCAAAGUUUUUGGCCGAUGAUGCCGUGCUAUUUCAAGGUAUUCUCUCUGACUUGUUCCCUGGUGUCGAACUACCCGUUAAUGACUAUGGUAACUUUGAACUUGCGAUUGUUGAGAGUAUGUUCAAUGAAUUAUUGCAACCUGAAGCAUCGAUGAUCAAGAAAGUAAUACAACUGCAUGAGACUAUGAUAGUGCGUUGGGGUGUCAUGUUGGUGGGACCAACUGGUGGUGGUAAAAGCACGGUUCUAAAAACUUUGAAUUUAUCGUUAACCAAAAUGUACGAAGAUGGCGAAAAUGGCCCAUAUUGGCAACCUGUUCGUACGUAUACAAUGAAUCCGAAAGCUGUGACUGCUGGUGAGUUGUACGGUGAAGUAAAUCCAUUUACUCUGGAGUGGAGAGAUGGUCUAAUGGGUAUUAUGGUACGUACUGCUGUGAAUACUACAGCGGAAGAUCAUCAAUGGGUGAUUUGUGAUGGACCUGUUGACGCUGUAUGGAUUGAAAACUUAAACACAGUAUUGGAUGAUAAUAAAAUGUUGUGUCUUGCUAAUUCUGAGCGAAUUAAACUAACUCCAUAUGUGCAUAUGGUAUUUGAAGUUCAAGACUUGGCGCAAGCAUCACCAGCAACUGUAAGUCGUUGUGGAAUGGUUUAUAUUGAUCCGGAUGAAUUAAAAUGGCUGCCGUUCGUGAAAUCAUGGCUACAGAGACAAGAUGAGAAUACAUUAUCACAGGAAUAUAAGGAUUUUAUCCUGGAGUUGUUUAUUCACGCUGUUGAAGGGGGAUUUAUUUAUAUUAGGAAGAGUUGUGACUAUGCCAUUCACCAAGUUGACAUUAGUAAAGUCUCGAUGGUAUGUGCCUUGAUGAAAGGUAUAAUAGAAAACACAAAGAUGGAUAGAAUAGGUGAGAAAGCCAAGGUGAGAAAUUAUAUUUGCCAAUCCUUUAUGUUCUCCUAUAUUUGGGGCCUGGGAGGAAACCUAGAUGAUAUCUCAAAAGAGAAAUUUGAGUCCUUUGUCAGGGAGCAGUUUGAUGAACAUGCCGAUGCUAGAAUACCUCCUGGAUUAGAUUUGUGGUCAGUAUAUAUGGAUACUGACAGUCACCGAUAUGAAACGUGGAACACUAUCAUUCCCACAUUUAGAUACAGUCCUGAGUUGUCUUUCUUUGACAUGUUGGUACCUACUAUUGAUACAGUCCGUUAUGGUUACAUCAUGGAACAGUUGAUUAAUGUUAACUACCCUGUUUUUUACACUGGUGGCACUGGUGUGGGAAAAUCUGUGAUUGCAAAACAAGUUUUGAGCAAGAUGUUUGAAAGUGGAUUGUUUGUUCCGAUUACUUUGAAUUUCUCCGCACAGACAAGCAGUAUGCGAACGCAGGAAAUAUUGGAACUUAAAUUAGAGAAGCGUAAGAGGAACCUUCUGGGUGCCCCACUUGGUAAAAGAGUUGUGGUCUUUGUUGAUGAUGUAAACAUGCCAAAGUUGGAGACGUAUGGUGCCCAACCUCCGAUUGAAUUACUGCGGUUGUUUUUGGACCAUGGUGGACUCUACGAUAGAGAAAAAUUGUUUUGGAAAGAUAUUAAAGAUGUAGUUUUGGCUGCGGCAUGUGCCCCGCCCGGAGGCGGAAGAAAUCCGUUAACUCCACGAUUUGUAAGACAUUUUGGCAUGCUAUUUAUUCCGUCCCCCAAUGAAUAUUCUCUGAAAGUAAUAUUCAAGUCUAUUCUAAAAGGCUUCUUGUUUGAUUUUUCAAACAGUGUGAGAGAUUUAGGAGAUAGUAUGGUCAAUGCAGGUGUUGAUAUUUACAACAGAAUAGCCGAAGAUUUACUGCCGACACCAGCAAAGUCACAUUAUGUCUUCAACUUGCGCGAUUUGUCAAAAUGUGUACAGGGAAUCCUACAAGCUGAUUCCGGUACAAUGCGAGAAUCUGGAGAUAUGCAGCGUUUAUUCUGUCACGAAUGCUUAAGAAUCUUCCAUGACCGUUUAAUUAACAAUGAAGAUAAGGUAUAUUUUUACUAUUUAUUGAGAGAAGUUUGCAAUCGUUGCUUCGGUAAUCCAGUGUUGAGUUUUACCGAUGAGUCUAUUCUACAACGCACGCCUGUUUUAUUAUUUGGUGAUUUUAUCGUCUUUGGCGCUGCUAAAGAAGAUAGAAUCUAUGAAGAAAUCAAAGAUCUCAAUAAGUUAAAGAAUGUAUUGAAUGAUUAUCUAGAUGAUUUUAAUCUAGUAACAAACAAGGAUAUGUCAAUGAUAUUUUUCAUGGAUGCCAUUGAGCACUGCACCAGAAUUGCGCGUAUUUUACGUUCGGAUCGUGGAAAUGGUCUUUUGGUAGGCGUUGGUGGUAUGGGCAAACAAAGUUUAACUCGAUUGUCAGCUCAUCUUAAUGGUUACAAAUGUGGUCAAAUUGAACUAACUAGAAAUUACGAUCAUACUGCGUUUUUUGAAGAUCUUCGUAAAGUGGCAUUUUCGGCUGGUGCAUUGUAUGAACACACUGUAUUUCUUUUCACCGAUACACAAAUUGUUCAAGAGGAGUUUUUGGAAGAUAUUAAUAAUUUGUUGAAUUCUGGUGAAGUUCCUAAUUUGUUUGAAGCUGAUGAAUUGGAGAAAGUUAUUAUUACUUGUCGUCCGGCUGCUAAACAGGCUGGAAUUGCAGAAUCAAAUCGCGAUGGCAUUUAUGAUUUUUUUGUGAACGGAGUGAGGAAUUUAUUGCAUUUAGUACUUUGUAUGAGUCCCGUUGGUGAUGCAUUUCGGCGAAGAUGUCGAAUGUUUCCGUCACUGGUAAAUUGCUGUUCGAUUGAUUGGUUUGUCAAGUGGCCAGAUGAAGCGUUACUUUCUGUUGCUGAACGUGCCAUGUCUAAUGUGACACAAAACCCAGAGACAAAUAAGAAUUUAGCUGAAAUAUGCGUCGUUAUACACCAAAGUGUAGAAGUUAUGACCACAAGAUUUUAUAACGAAGUACGACGCCAUUAUUAUACGACUCCAAGUAGUUAUUUAGAACUACUUAAACUUUAUCAAACUAUGUUGACACGCAAAAAGGCUCAGAUUUUAAAAGUCCGAGAAAGAACCGAAAAUGGUUUGAAGAAGUUGUACGAAACAAAUUCUGUUAUUGAUACGAUGAAAGAUACUUUAACGGCAAUGGAACCUAAAUUAAAAGAAAAAUCGAAAGCUGUUAAAGAGUUGAUGGAAUUCUUGUCGAAGGAACAAAAAUCUGCUGAUAAAGUACGUAAUAUCGUUAAAGAUGACGAAGUAUCAGCGAAAGUCAAAGCUGAGGAAACUCAAGCUCUAGCUGACGAUGCACAAAAAGAUUUGGAUACUGCUAUGCCUGCCAUGGAAGCUGCUAUGAAAGCUUUACAAUCGCUCAAUAAAUCUGAUAUCAAUGAAAUACGCGUGUUUCAAAAGCCACCAACACUUGUGCGUACUGUAAUGGAAGCUGUUUGUUUAUUACUGGGAACAAAAACUGACUGGGCUGCAGCCAAACAAGUAAUGGGAGACGGUAAUUUCUUGAAACGAUUGCAAGACUUUGAUAAAAAUAAUAUUCCGGAGAAAACACUGCAAAAACUGAAGGCGUACAUCGACAACAAAGAUUUUCAGCCGGAUAUUGUUGCGUCUGUGUCCAAAGUGUGCAAAAGUAUGUGUAUGUGGGUAAGGGCAAUUGAUAUGUAUGCUAAGGUCUACAAAAUUGUGGAACCCAAACGAAAGAAACUGGAAGCAGCUGAAAAAGAAUUGAACAGUGUAAUGGGGGUUUUGAGAGAUAAACAGAAGCAGCUUGCUGAUGUAGAACAACAAAUUGCGACUUUGCAAGCUAACUUUGAAGCUAGUGUGGCUGAAAAGAAAGCUCUGGAAGAUGAUAUGUCUCUAACAGCAGCCAGAUUACAGCGAGCAGGGAGAUUAAACAUUGCAUUGGGUGAUGAACAGAUUCGAUGGGAGGAAAGUGUUAAACAAUCUGCUAUAGAUUAUGAACUAACAACAGGAGAUGUAUUGUUAUCUGCUGCUUCAGUUGCAUACUUAGGAGCCUUCACAAGUUCAUACAGAAAGGAGCUUGUAGAUGGUUGGUUGGAAAUAUGCACCAAUUUGAAACUACAAACCUCGCCAAAUUACAGUAUUAUUACUGUAUUGGCAGAUCCCUAUGAUAUAAGAUACUGGAACACUUGUGGGUUGCCAAGGGAUCAAGUGUCUACUGAAAAUGCUAUUCUUGUUACUCAAGCUGGAAGAUGGCCGUUGUCUAUUGAUCCACAAGAACAAGCGUAUCGAUGGAUUAAACAAAUGGAAAGUCUUAAUAAUUUGAAGAUUAUUAAACAAACUGAUGCUGGGUAUAUGAGGAUAUUGGAAGGUGGUAUUAGAGUUGGCAUGCCUGUGCUUUUAGAAGAAGUAGGUGAAACCUUAGAUCCUACACUGGCUCCCAUUUUGAAUAAACAAACUUUUAUUCUGGGAGGGAGAACCUUAAUUCGUUUAGGUGAUACCGAUGUUGAAUAUGAUCCCAAUUUCCGAUUCUAUAUCACUACGAAAUUAUCCAAUCCACAUUAUUUGCCGGAAGUUUGUAUUCAAGUAACUAUUGUUAACUUCACUGUCACACCAUCCGGUUUAGAAGAUCAGUUAUUAGCCGAUUGUGUAAGACUAGAACGACCAGACUUAGAAACUGUAAGAACUGAGUUAGUUGUACGCAUUAACAACGAUAAAAGUCAACUGAAAAACAUUGAAGAUAAAAUAUUACGUAUGUUAUUCCAAUCUGAAGGCAAUAUAUUAGACGAUGAAGAACUUAUUGAUACACUCAAUGAAAGUAAAGAAACUUCAGCGAUAAUUGCUGCAAGAUUAAUAGAAACUGAAGCAACUGAAGAGAAAAUUUCUAUCGCGCGAGAAAAAUAUCGCAGUGUUGCAACCCGAGGUUCCAUUUUGUAUUUUGUCGUUGCACAAUUGGCUGAUAUAGAUCCAAUGUAUCAAUAUUCCUUGAAAUAUUUCAAUCAAGUGUUUAAUUCUGUAAUUGAAAACACAGAGAAAGUUGAUGAUAAUCUGGAUAAACGUCUCCAUACUUUGUACGUUGAGAUAACUCUAGCGAUAUAUACAAACGUCUCUCGAGGAUUAUUUGAACGCCACAAGUUAGUUUACAGUUUUAUGCUUUGCGUAGCUAUAUUGAAGGAGAGUCAACAAAUCAAGGAAUCACAGUAUAACUUUCUACUGCGUGGUCCUGUUGGUACCCGAUCUUACGCCGGUAAGAAACCAGACAUUCCAACUUUGUCAGAUCUAAUGUGGACUUCCUUUCAUCAUCUGCAAUAUGAAUACGAUGAAUUUAAAAAUUUAGUUGCAGAAUGCACUAAAAUAAUUCACGUCCAGAUUGGUUCCUUUGGGCAGUCUCUAACUUUUAUUCCGAAAAAUAACGUAAAGUCUACUAUAGACUGGAAUACUGAAUUAGGGGACUUUGAAAAACUGCUACUGAUUAAAGUAAUGCAAGAAGAAAAGUUGGUGUUUGCUAUAACAGAAUUUGUAAAGAUUAAAUUAGGGCAGGCAUUUAUUGAGAGUCCUGCUGUGGCAUUAUCUGUAUUGUAUGCAGACACAUCCCCGGUGACGCCAUUGGUCUUUGUACUCAGUACCGGAUCUGAUCCAUUCAGUGCUUUUCAACGUUUUGCAGCAGACAUGCAAAUGUUGGAUAGAAUACAGUCUAUAUCACUAGGACAAGGUCAAGGACCAGUGGCUGAGAAGAUGAUUGAAACUGGUAGACUACGUGGUGACUGGGUAUUCUUACAAAAUUGUCAUUUGGCUACAUCCUGGAUGUUAUCAAUGGAAAGGAUUAUAUUGAAGAUUGUUGAGCAAGAAGAUAAUAGUCCAGUGUUUAGAUUGUUUAUGAGUUCUAUGCCGUCGAAGGCGUUCCCUGUUUCAGUAUUGCAAAAUUCUGUUAAGGUUACCAAUGAACCUCCUAAGGGACUUCGUGCGAAUGUUAAACGUGCCUUGGCGGAUAUGAUGGAAGACUUUUUUGAUGUCCAUCCUCUUGGAAGGAAAUGGCAAUCAAUGAUUUUUGGUCUCUGCAUUUUUCACGCUGUGAUUCAAGAGCGUAAGAAGUUUGGCCCACUUGGGUGGAAUAUUGUUUACGAGUUUAAUGAUAGCGAUAGAGAUUUUGCCUUCAAUACGUUGAAAAUGUUUUGUGCAGAAGGGACAAUUCCAUGGGAUGCAUUGGAAUAUAUAACUGGUGAAAUAACGUACGGUGGUAGAGUUACAGACUAUUGGGAUUUACGAUGUCUGAAAACUAUUCUGAGAGGAUUCUUUUCUGCUCCUACUAUUGCUCCUGAAUAUUCAUACUCAAGGUCUGGUGUUUACUAUUGUCCAAACUAUACGAAACUUCGCGAGUUUCGUAAUUUUGCUGAUAAACUACCAAUAAUUGAAAAACCGGAAAUAUUUGGAAUGCAUGAGAAUGCCAACAUUGCGUUUCAAAUUAAAGAAACCCAAAUUGUUAUCAGGACUAUAAUGGAGAGUCAACCCAGAGUGGCAGGAGGUGCUGAUGCAUUGUCAACAGAUACUAUAGUUCAUGAUUUGGCUGAGAAGAUUAUUGGAAGGAUUCUGUCAAACAUUAGCACUGACGAUGCAAUCAAUAAACUUUUCAUUCGAGACGACAAAGGAAGACUGCCUUCUUUUACCACAGUUUUGAUGCAAGAAGUUGAUAGAUUUAAUAAGCUACUAAAGUUGAUACAUGACUCAAUGGCACAAUUAAAGAAAGCUAUCAAAGGCUUAGUAUUGAUGUCUGACGCAUUAGAGGAAGUCUACACUUCAUUUAUCAAUAAUCAAGUACCUAAUAUGUGGAGUGCAAAGUGUUAUCCAUCAAUGAAGAGUCUAGGAAGCUGGAUUCGUGAUUUAGAACUACGUUUAGACUUUAUAUGUGUAUGGAUACGAUCUGGCCAUCCUACAUCUUAUUGGUUAUCUGGUUUCUAUUUCCCUCAAGGAUUUCUAACGGGAGCUCUGCAAACACACGCAAGAAAAUAUAAUCUCCCAAUUGAUCAACUUAAAUUUGAUUUCAUCACCAGGGCAUUAUUGAUAGAUCAAGAAGAUAUUAAAGCUGCCCAUGAUGAAGCUGCCGGCAAAGAAGACUAUAACGUCUAUGGGCAACUGGCGGUACCGAAAGAUGGUGUCAAUGUUCAUGGGAUAUUUAUGGACGCAGGACGAUUUGAUAUUAGGGAUAUGAUUCUAAGAGAUGCUAAACCUGGUGAAAUUAAUCCACCAUAUCCAGUGAUGACCUUGAUUCCGACAACGAAUAUGCCUGAAAGAGAUCCGCGAUAUGUAUGUCCGCUGUAUAAAACAUCUGUAAGAGCUGGUACGCUUUCCACCACCGGACACAGUACAAAUUUUGUUAUUGCUGUUUUGAUUCCAUCGAAUGAAAAACAGAGUUAUUGGAUACUGAAAGGAACUGCGUUGCUCACUCAAUUAACCAAUUAAAACGAGCUGAAGCAUGUUUUAUAUGUUGUAAGUUUUUAAUUUGUUUUGAAAAUAAAUGUUGCUGUGUAAUCUA